Gloeophyllum trabeum ATCC 11539 is the source of this 498-nucleotide messenger RNA. RefSeq lists its product as uncharacterized. Lineage: Eukaryota; Fungi; Basidiomycota; Agaricomycetes; Gloeophyllales; Gloeophyllaceae. Gene Ontology annotation, molecular function: acyltransferase activity, transferring groups other than amino-acyl groups. The transcript has 6 exons. The record is from RefSeq and is a predicted model, not a curated record. Bases 1 to 498 code for a protein of 165 amino acids.
AUGGCACGCGCGGUGCUGGCAGCAGGAACCCUGCACGGUGAAUACUACGGUGCAACAGAUUCCAGUGGACAAAUACUGGGAUUCAUAUUGGCAAUACCUCCCGGACGAGACCUCUUUAGCACUGAGGUCGAGCGUGAGCUUGGCUUCAACGAAUUUAUGGAUAAGCUAUCCGACGCCGGAAAAGAAUAUUUCAAAACUACUUACACGAACAAAUUUCACGAACUCGUGGAAGAAAGCCUUGGUCCAAAGGGUAAUCUGAAAUCGUUCUGGAUCUACAUGGUUAUGGUCCGCCCGGAGUACCAGAGGAAAGGCAUCGCCAGAGCUCUCAUGGGGCUCUUGCGAGAGAAGGCGUCGAGUUUGGGCCACCCCGUUGCGUUGAGCACGACAAACCCUAAUAAUGUUGUCGUGUACCAGAAGAUGGGAUUUGUAUUGAAGGGACAGGCAAUAAUGCCCUCACCUUGGGCGGAUUGGCCGAUAUAUGUCUUGUCUACGUCCUGA